This is a messenger RNA of Camellia sinensis, 363 nucleotides long. RefSeq names its product transcription factor bHLH168-like. Gene Ontology annotation, biological process: regulation of transcription by RNA polymerase II. Lineage: Eukaryota; Viridiplantae; Streptophyta; Magnoliopsida; Ericales; Theaceae. The record is from RefSeq and is a predicted model, not a curated record. Gene Ontology annotation, cellular component: RNA polymerase II transcription regulator complex. Gene Ontology annotation, molecular function: RNA polymerase II transcription regulatory region sequence-specific DNA binding; DNA-binding transcription factor activity, RNA polymerase II-specific.
AUGUUGGACCAAGCCACUAAUUACAUAGUGCUACUGAGAAAAAAUGUGGAGGAACUGAAGCAAAGGAAGGAGUUGAUGAUCAAAGGUCGUGAUGAGAGCAGUCGUACUACUACUAAAGAUGAUAAGAGAGACAGCUCGGUGUUACCAGUUUUCACAAUCAGAGACAUGGGUUCGAUUUUAGAGGUGAAUUUGAUAACUGGGUUGAAUACUACUAAUAAUAACAACUUCAUGUUAGGAAAAGUUUUCAGUGUUCUUGAGGAAGAAGGUGCUGAAGUUGUCAAAGCUAGCUGCUCUACAGUUGGAGAUAAGAUCUUCUGUACUAUUCAUUCCAAGAAUACUAGUGCCUACACUACUUAUAGUUAG